AUGUUUCUUUUCUUUGAUGCUAACGCGUACAGUAGUUGUUCAUGCUCACGUUCAUUAUCGCUACCAGCAUUGUCAGUAUUAGACUGUUGUAAAUCUAACGACAGAUUGAUACCUCCGUUUUUCCUUGGCGAAUCUGUUUCUUGUGAAAGUCGUGGCUUCUCAGCAAUGGAUAACCUGUGCAGUUCCAUCUUACGAUUCCUCAUUGGCGAUGAGUUAGAGGACGAUGUCGAUGCAGAUGAAGUGGCAUCCAUAUUGAACAAUAAUAAUGCUGGUAAAUGGCGGGAACUAUAUCAAGCAACUUAUCAAAUGCGUAUGGCUCCAGAUUUUAACAGUAUUGAACUACAGCUGAGACUAUUGAACAGAAUCGCAGAAUCAGAAACACGCUGGAUAACAAAUUUACUGUAUGGUGUUGCACGAAACCUAGUCGAUAAAUGUUUCAAGGAAACUGAAACUUGUGAUGACGCUGAUACAAACAACUCUAAAUUAUCACAAUGCGCAAGAACCAUACAUCGGAGUUUUAACCUUUGUCUCAACGAUAGAAACCCAAAUGACAUUGAGAACAGACGCGUCGGGUGCUACAGCCUAGCGCCUUUGGAGUGCAAGAUCUACCACAGGCUACAGAAUCGUGAUAUGACUAAGAACUUGAUCAAAGUUCUCGAAAGCAGGUCAAAUGAGUUGAAUAAAGACGUCCCGUCUCACAUAGUUGCAUAUCACUACUACAUCGGUGAGCACUAUGCAUAUGAAGGCAAGCACGAAGUCUCGUGUAAACAUUUACAGUUGGCUUUAGCCAACUGUUCUUAUCACAGCGAUCAGCUGUGGUACAUACUUUUGUUACUGGUUCCACAAACGAUGCUUUGCGAAAGAAGAUAUUGUAACGUGAAAACGUUGCAAAAGAUAUGCGAUGCCAAGACCUUUAGCAAACUGAUGAAGUACUACGAUGUACCCCUUAGAUGCUUUAUCGACGGGAACGUGGAAGCGUACGAUGAGCACCUGGAGAGAUACGAACGGUUCUUUUUGAGCCAUAACCUGUACGUUUGCAUGUUGCAGUUGAGAGAAAUGGUUGUGUUGAAGUACUGUAAGUUAUGUUGGUUACACGGGUCGCAGAAGAGUAUUACGCGUCUGGACGUCUUUACGCGUAACAAACGAAGCGACGAAUCCCUUGACCAGCUCGAGUGUGUGCUUGCCAACCUGAUUGCCAAGGGCCAUGUUAAGGGGUACCUUUCGCAUUCUAACAGAUGCAUAGUUCUCAGCAAACGAGAUCCUUUUCCACGAAGGGUAACGCAUUGCACGUGA
Zygosaccharomyces rouxii is the source of this 1293-nucleotide messenger RNA. RefSeq lists its product as uncharacterized. Bases 1 to 1293 code for a protein of 430 amino acids. The transcript has a single exon. The record is from RefSeq and is a predicted model, not a curated record. Gene Ontology annotation, molecular function: RNA binding; double-stranded DNA binding. Gene Ontology annotation, cellular component: transcription export complex 2. Gene Ontology annotation, biological process: transcription elongation by RNA polymerase II; post-transcriptional tethering of RNA polymerase II gene DNA at nuclear periphery; poly(A)+ mRNA export from nucleus. NCBI's taxonomy places the organism in Eukaryota, Fungi, Ascomycota, Saccharomycetes, Saccharomycetales, Saccharomycetaceae.